Messenger RNA from Prunus armeniaca (apricot), 282 nucleotides. The record is from the annotation of a GenBank genome assembly. Lineage: Eukaryota; Viridiplantae; Streptophyta; Magnoliopsida; Rosales; Rosaceae.
AUGGAUUGGGCUGCCGAUUCUGUUACUCACCCACACUACUUUGAUGGGAGCAACUAUGCUGCACGGAAAGCUAAGACGAGAGCUUUCGUUUCGGCCCUUGAUGAUCUAGUGUGGUAUACUAUUGAGAAUGGUUGGAUUGAACCAACCAAAACUAUGGAAGAUGAGGUUGUACUGAUAUGGUAUGAAUGGUUCACUGGCAAAUUGGGAAUCAGGCCAAGAGUGGUGGGGAGAGGAGGAAAAAGAGAGAAGGGGGUGUGGGUGUGUGGGGUGCCUGGUGUAUGA